This is a messenger RNA of Drosophila willistoni, 3564 nucleotides long. Its product is annotated as mediator of RNA polymerase II transcription subunit 15. Gene Ontology annotation, biological process: negative regulation of centriole replication. NCBI's taxonomy places the organism in Eukaryota, Metazoa, Arthropoda, Insecta, Diptera, Drosophilidae. Gene Ontology annotation, molecular function: microtubule binding. The record is from RefSeq and is a predicted model, not a curated record.
UUUAAUAAUUUGGCUCCGAAUCAAAUAAAAAGCAUUUCCCUAUGAUUGGCUCAUUCUGGAAUUUGUGCAGAGCGUGCCCAUCAAUGCCGGUAGACAAGCUCCACUCGGAGUAUCGGAGCACUUAUCGUUGGCAUGAAUUUACGGGCAAUUCGAGGCCGGAGGUUGUACGACGGGCACCAGCGCCGAAUCCAAGUCAAUUUGUUGGACCAACGAACGAGCCGCCAUUGCCACGAAGGAAAAAAUGUCCAGAAUUAGCAUAUAAAUCGCACGAGUUUAUUAUAGGAUCCGAAUAUACAGAUGCACGUCGGGAUGCCAGUGCACAUCGUUUGGCGAGGUCGGAGGAACGUGGCACGCCUUCGCGUCGCAGCAAAUCGGAGGGACCACCCGUUGUGCCCAAUGGACGGGCAUAUCCCAUUGCAACGGAGAUCGAUGGAACCACAAGAAAACAGGCGGCUACUCUACAUGAGUUGGAGCCUUUGGUUAGCGAUACGGAUGAUAGAAAAACACACGAAAAACAAGUCACCAUUGUGGAGCGCAAGAUUGCCUCACGUCCGUUCUCGCAGACAAUUGAUCAGGAGCGACUGAAUCACUUUAUAACAAAGAAGGAGAACUUUGGAUUUGCUGAUGUGGCUGCUUCUGCAGCAGUUGCCACUGCCAAGGAUGAGGUGGACAAUAGACAGCAGCAGCCAUCGACGGAUGCUGGCCAAGUGGUGGUUAUGAAUGGCACAGCACCACCCCAAUCGAAACCGAAUUUGGAUUUGUGGUUCAAGGAGAUGGUUGAACUGCGCAAAAAGGCCGGUGAAUACAAGUGUCGCGGCUGGGGCAUAGAAAUCGAUCCAGAUUUGUAUAAGAAGCAAAAGGAUUUGUGGGAUCAGGUUUCAAAGCGCAGUUCGCUUUCAGCUUUAUCCUUAGCAUCCACUGUGCAUAGACCCAUUACCAAAGAGGAAAAGGAUCAGGAGAAUAAUAAGAAAUCCAUACCGCUGCAAAAGCAACCACAAAAGCCACGAGUUCCUGGUCAAGCCUUUAUAAUUGAUAAUAAAGAUGAGAUUUCAGCACUGCCAGCACGUUUUAGCAAUAUUCGCCAUCACCUGGAACGCACCACAGGUCCGGAUGUGGAGGAGGGCGCCUUGUUGCCAUCACCCACACGGGAGAAGCUGAUGCCAGCUAUAACCAAACGUGAAUCCGAAUCUCAACGUGGUAGCCCCAAGAAAACAGCACUCUCUCGCCAUGGCUCGCCACAAAAGGGCAGUCCCCAGAAGGGUAGCCCCAAGAAGGUUCUCAAAAUACGCUCACAAUCGGUGGGUCCGGGCGUUGCUGAGAAUGAAUCACCCAAGCGUCAAUUGCGCUCGGCCAGUCAGGCGCCCACUGGCCGCAAAAAGACACCAACAUCAACCGCUCAUCCCUCAGCGACAUUGGCCGGAAAUGAACGUAAGGCACGCCCAUCCACCCUAUCCACAACAUUCCCAACCCGUAUUAAAAGUAGUUCCCUACCACCGCCAAAUGGUAGAGUAGCCUCUGCGCCGCCAGCAACCAACGCAACCGCAGCCCGAACAGCAGCAACAGCCGCAGCAGCAACAUUGUCAGCAGCAGCAGCAAACAAAUCAACAUCAAAUGCUAAUCAAUCUCAUGCUAAUCAAUCACAAACAUCAUUAUCGAACAAGGGCUUCAAAAGUACAGGAAAUAGUAAAAAUACAAAAUUGGCUUCAUCAUCAUCAUCACCAUCAUCGGCGAAGCAACAACAGCAACAGAAACAGCAGCAGCAGCAGCAACAGCAACAAUUGCGUAAGAAAGAUAAAGAUAGAUCGAAUAUUAGUUGCAUUGGCCUUGGUAGUCAAGUUGGUGCUGGUAGCGGUAGUGUUGCAACUAGUGCAAAGCAUCAACAAAAUAAACAAAAGCAACAACAACUACAACAACAAAACCAACAACAACAACAACAGCAACAACAACAACAACAGCAACAACAGCUGAUACGCCAGCAACAUCAACAACCAGCAACUGCAACACCUUCAAAGCAAGCAACAUCAACUCCGAAUCCGAAUCCAAUUCCCAUCAGACCUGACACCAUCAACAUCAAACGGCUAACAGUACCAGGUCAGGAUAAGAAAUUGGCUGAAAACGAAGGCGAAGAUGGCCGUGAGACAGCAAUUUCCAUUUCUAGCUGCAGUCCACAGCCUGAGAUACCCGAAGAGCCAUUGGUGAAAUCGCCACCAGAGCCCACAAGGGUAAAGUCGCCAGAGCAGAUUAUAAUGCGCUCACCCGAUCCAGUUAACUGGACGGUGCCCUUGGACACUGGCAAGACAUUUACGGUCACGCAAAAUGUCAAAGAGGGCGAGAGCUACAGCCGACCUCAGAGCGAGAUAAAAGCGUCAACGCCGGUGGAAAAGCCACCACCGCCACCACAAUCGGCACCGCCACAACUAACCGAACAGGCUAAAAUGGACGCCUGGAAGUCCUGCAGCCCAACAACAAGCACUGCAGCAGCGGCAGCUGCUGCUGCCUAUGGCAAAACAUUGACACCCCAUGCCGCCCCAAUUCAGCAUCAGCAACCUGGCGGAGCUGUACGCUGCGAUACAUCCUUGCCGCCGGAUCAGGCCACGCCAACGACCUCAUCAUCAACGGCAACGACCAGUAAUGCGGCAUCUGUGCUGGAGAAGGCUCGUGACCGUUUCGAUCGUUUCUGGGGCGGUAGCUCCAACAAGGAGGAGAGUGUCUAAGAGAUUUUAAAUAAUAAAACCAAAAAAAAAAAAGAGAAAAGAAAACAAAAACACAUACGUAAAUGACAUAUGCAAUAUCCAAAAACAUUCUUACAUACCUACAACCUUUAGCUAAAAACGAAAAACCAAAACAACCAAGUAUGUCCCAAUUUUGGCUAAGCCUAAGCAUUGCUACUUGUUAAAAGGAAUCUAAGUAUAUGCUUAUAAAUGUGUAAAAUCUGUAUUCAUAGUUGCUGGCAUAAAAGUGUCUUAGAAUUCCAUUUAUACAAUUUUCGAUCUUGAGAUCUACAGAAAUACUGAGAGCAACUCCUCUUCCCAACGGACUAUUAUUUUCAUUUAAAUGCCAUAUAAAUGACUGCCCAAUAGAUUCGUUUAGUUUUGGCACAUUUUGGAUUAACCACUGCUUCUAGUUCAUGCUAUAUUUAAACCUUGUUUUAAAUUCAAUAGUCCAGGAACUGUAAAGGGGGAAAAAUUGAUUUCAAGAUCUUUUUUGAAACAUUUUUUCGAACCAUUGAAAACGGCUGAAGAAAGUUUUAAGCGCUAUCUCAGUAUAAUGAAUUUGAAUUUCGUUAUAAUACCAUAUUUUCGAAAUUUUCUUCGAAUAUAUGUCUAAGUAUUGUGAUAAGACACUUUUAUAUAACCACCAACUAUGAGACGAACACGAACGUAAAAACCCUUUGGCUUGAUUUAAAAGACUUUUAGGUCAAAACUAUUGUCUCACCGCACCUUCCUGCACGAGCAUAUAAUAUAACUUAUCCUUAAAUUAAAUUUAUGUAAGACACUUUCACUGCCUCUCCUUAACAACAAGAAACAAAAAGAGAAAAGACAACCAAAAAAAACAAAAAAAUGA